CGCGCACUGUGCUGCCUCCGGGGCUGGCAGGGCAGCGGCGGCCGCGGCGGCGGCGGCGGCGGGGCCGGGAGCGAGCGGCGGCGGCGGCGUGGGGAGUGGCGUGGAGCGGAGCCUGGGGCUGCAGCAGCGCGGGGACCCCGGAGUAGAAAGCCCCGGGGACAAGGAAGGAAGGAAGGCCCGGCCGCCAAAUCCCUGAGCAACCGUUCUUCUUGGAUUUUGGGGGAGCCUGCCCCCCCACUUCGUCUUCAAACACCCCCAACUCACCCCCCACAGCCCCGGCCGCUGACGGGAGGAGGCGGCGGCGGCAGCGGGGGGCUGAGGGGCGCCGCCAUGCCUCUCCCGCGGUGAAGCACCCCGGCCGUGAGGAGCCGCUGGUCUCCCCGGUGAUGUCCCCCAGGCGGCAGGCGAAAGCGACUCACUCGAGCCCUGGGCGAUGGCAGAGGAACAACAACAGCCGCCACCACAGCAGCCUGAUGCCCAUCAGCAGCUUCCCCCCAGCGCCCCCAACUCGGGGGUGGCCCUGCCAGCCCUUGUGCCCGGGCUGCCAGGGACAGAGGCCAGCGCGCUGCAACACAAGAUCAAGAACUCCAUCUGCAAAACCGUACAAUCUAAAGUGGACUGCAUUUUGCAAGAAGUUGAGAAGUUUACAGACCUAGAGAAACUCUACCUCUACCUUCAGCUGCCUUCUGGUCUCAGCAAUGGAGAGAAAAGUGAUCAGAAUGCCAUGUCAUCUAGUCGGGCACAACAAAUGCAUGCCUUUUCCUGGAUUCGGAAUACCCUAGAGGAACAUCCGGAGACUUCACUGCCCAAGCAGGAAGUCUAUGAUGAGUACAAGAGCUAUUGUGACAAUCUUGGUUACCAUCCAUUAAGUGCUGCUGAUUUUGGAAAGAUCAUGAAAAACGUCUUUCCAAACAUGAAGGCACGUCGUUUGGGCACGAGAGGCAAAUCUAAAUAUUGCUACAGUGGACUAAGAAAAAAAGCUUUUGUUCAUAUGCCAACACUGCCCAACCUUGACUUUCACAAAACUGGAGAUGGGUUGGAAGGAGCUGAACCUUCUGGGCAGCUUCAAAAUAUUGAUGAAGAAGUUAUCUCUUCUGCUUGCCGUCUUGUGUGUGAGUGGGCCCAGAAAGUGUUAAGCCAACCAUUUGACACUGUCUUGGAAUUAGCCCGCUUCCUUGUAAAAAGUCACUAUAUAGGCACCAAGUCAAUGGCAGCUCUAACUGUAAUGGCAGCAGCACCAGCAGGAAUUAAAGGAAUUACCCAGCCUUCUGCUUUUAUACCGACAGCUGAAAGUAAUUCCUUUCAGCCUCAGGUGAAGACUUUGCCAUCUCCAAUUGAUGCUAAACAGCAGUUGCAACGGAAAAUCCAGAAGAAGCAGCAAGAACAGAAACUACAAUCCCCUUUGCCAGGAGAAUCCGCAGCAAAAAAAUCAGAAAGUGCUACAAGCAAUGGAGUAACGAAUCUUCCUAAUGGAAAUCCUUCAAUCCUUUCUCCUCAACCUAUUGGUAUCGUUGUGGCAGCUGUCCCUAGUCCCAUUCCGGUCCAGCGGACUAGGCAAUUGGUAACUUCACCGAGUCCAAUGAGUUCUUCUGACGGCAAAGUUCUUCCCCUCAAUGUACAGGUGGUCACUCAGCACAUGCAGUCUGUGAAACAGGCACCAAAGACUCCCCAGAACGUUCCAGCCAGUCCUGGUGGGGAUCGUUCUGCCCGGCACCGUUACCCUCAGAUCUUACCCAAACCAGCCAACACCAGUGCACUCACCAUUCGCUCUCCAACUACUGUCCUCUUUACUAGUAGUCCCAUCAAAACUGCUGUUGUACCCGCUUCACACGUGAGUUCUCUAAAUGUGGUGAAAAUGACAACAAUAUCCCUCACACCCAGCAACAGUAACACCCCUCUUAAACAUUCUGCCUCAGUCAGCAGUGCUACAGGAACGACAGAAGAAUCAAGGAGUGUUCCACAGAUCAAGAAUGGUUCUGUCGUGUCACUUCAGUCUCCUGGGUCCAGAACCAGCAGUGCGGGGGGAACAUCUGCUGUGGAAGUCAAAGUGGAACCCGAAACAUCAUCAGAUGAGCAUCCUGUACAGUGCCAAGAGAACUCUGAUGAGGCUAAAGCUCCCCAAACACCUAGUGCCCUUUUGGGGCAGAAAAGUAAUACAGACGGAGUACUGCAGAAACCUUCAAAUGAAGGUGUCAUUGAAAUAAAAGCAACUAAGGUCUGUGACCAGAGGACCAAAUGUAAAAGUCGCUGUAAUGAAAUUCUGCCAGGCACAUCAACAGGCAAUAAUCAGAGCACUAUCACUCUAUCAGUUGCUUCUCAGAACUUAACUUUCACCAGCACCAGUUCACCAUCUAAUGGUGACUCAAUCAAUAAAGACCCUAAAUUAUGCACUAAAAGUCCAAGAAAACGACUGUCUUCUACAUUGCAAGAGACCCAGGUGCCUCCUGUAAAGAAACCAAUUGUGGAACAGCUUUCAGCAGCUACCAUAGAAGGGCAGAAACAAGGCAGUGUUAAGAAGGACCAAAAGGUUCCACAUUCAGGGAAAACAGAAGGUUCAACAGCAGGUGCUCAGAUUCCUAGCAAGGUAUCAGUAAAUGUCAGUUCACACAUAGGAGCAAAUCAUCCCUUGAAUUCUUCUACCCUUAUUAUCAGUGAUUCAGCUUUGGAACAGCAAACAACUCCGUCAUCAUCUCCAGAUAUAAAAGUAAAACUUGAAGGAAGUGUCUUUCUCUUGGACAGUGAUUCAAAGUCAGUUGGCAGCUUUAAUCCAAAUGGAUGGCAACAAAUCACUAAGGAUUCUGAGUUGAUAUCUGCCAGCUGUGAACAACAGCAAGCUAUCAGUGUUAUGACAAUUCCUGAGCACUCUGAUAUCAAUGACUUAGAGAAGUCUGUGUGGGAAUUAGAAGGAAUGCCACAGGACACAUAUAGCCAGCAGCUACAUAGCCAGAUACAGGAAUCUUCUUUAAGUCAAAUACAAGCACAUUCUUCAGAUCAGUUACCUCUGCAAUCUGAACUGAAGGAGUUUGAGCCUUCUGUUUCCCAGACAAAUGAAAGCUACUUUCCUUUUGAUGAUGAACUUACACAAGAUAGUAUUGUGGAAGAGCUGGUGCUUAUGGAGCAGCAAAUGUCAAUGAACAAUUCUCAUUCUUACGGCAACUGUUUGGGAAUGACCCUUCAGAGUCAGUCAGUAACUCCAGGAGCUCCAAUGUCAUCUCACACCUCCAGCACCCACUUCUAUCAUCCAAUCCACAGCAAUGGCACUCCAAUCCACACACCCACACCUACACCCACACCCACUCCUACUCCAACCCCAACCCCAACCCCAACAUCUGAAAUGAUUGCGGGAUCUCAGAGUCUAUCACGGGAGAGCCCUUGCUCUAGGCUAGCCCAGACUACACCUGUGGAUAGUGCUUUAGGAAGUAGCCGACAUACACCCAUUGGUACUCCACAUUCUAACUGCAGCAGUAGUGUCCCCCCCAGCCCUGUUGAAUGCAGGAAUCCAUUUGCAUUUACUCCAAUAAGCUCCAGUAUGGCAUAUCAUGAUGCCAGCAUUGUCUCAAGUAGUCCUGUGAAACCGAUGCAAAGACCCAUGGCCACACACCCUGACAAAACCAAGCUUGAAUGGAUGAAUAAUGGGUAUAGUGGGGUUGGUAAUUCAUCAGUUUCUGGCCAUGGUAUUCUCCCAAGCUAUCAGGAACUAGUGGAAGACCGUUUCAGGAAACCUCAUGCUUUUGCUGUGCCUGGACAGUCUUAUCAGUCUCAAUCCAGACAUCAUGACACUCAUUUUGGUCGGUUGACUCCUGUCUCUCCUGUGCAGCAUCAAGGUGCCACUGUAAAUAACACCAACAAACAGGAGGGUUUUGCAGUCCCUGCCCCUCUUGAUAAUAAGGGAACUAAUUCAUCUGCCAGCAGCAACUUCAGAUGCCGGAGUGUGAGCCCUGCUGUUCAUCGCCAACGUAAUCUUAGUGGAAGCACCCUCUAUCCAGUAUCUAAUAUCCCACGAUCUAAUGUGACCCCCUUUGGAAGUCCAGUUACCCCAGAAGUUGUUUUCACAAAUGUUCACACAGAUGCAUGUGCCAACAACAUAGCUCAAAGAAGCCAGUCAGUUCCAUUGACAGUCAUGAUGCAGACAGCCUUCCCAAACGCUCUUCAGAAGCAAGCAAACAGUAAAAAAAUAACCAAUGUUUUGUUGAGUAAACUUGAUUCUGACAAUGAUGAUGCAGUGAGAGGUUUGGGAAUGAACAACCUGCCCUCUAAUUAUACAGCCCGGAUGAAUCUCACUCAGAUUUUGGAACCUUCCACUGUUUUUCCUAGUGCCAACCCACAAAAUAUGAUUGAUUCCAGCACUUCUGUUUAUGAAUUCCAAACACCAUCUUACCUCACCAAAAGUAAUAGCACCGAUCAGAUCAAUUUUUCUCCUGGAGAUAAUCAAGCACAAUCAGAAAUUGGAGAGCAGCAGUUAGAUUUCAAUAGCACUGUUAAAGACCUGUUGAGUGGAGACAGCUUGCAAACCAACCAGCAGCUGGUAGGUCAGGUAGCAUCUGAUCUCACUAAUACUGCAUCUGAUUUCUCUAGUGAUAUCAGGUUGUCUUCUGAGCUCUCAGGCAGCAUCAAUGAUUUGAACACUUUAGACCCAAAUCUACUGUUUGAUCCAGGUCGUCAGCAGGGACAAGAUGAUGAAGCUACACUGGAAGAAUUAAAGAAUGACCCAUUAUUUCAACAAAUUUGCAGUGAAUCCAUGAAUUCUAUGACUUCAUCAGGUUUUGAAUGGAUAGAAAGCAAGGACCAUCCUACUGUUGAAAUGUUGGGUUAAAUUGUGUUUUAUAAUAUGUAGCACACUGUAUCUAAAGACAUAUGUAUUGUAUUUGUCUUAAUGGAAGUGCCUCCCGCAGCAGAAAUACUAUUAAUUGUGACAUUUUAAAAGCGUUUGCUGCAGAAGUGGUUUCUUCAGUAGGAAAUGGUUAGACUUGCCUCAGUUCUUAACAAGUGUCUAAAGACAGUAGGCUGUAGAACAACAAGUAUUAGGUUUUAAAUUUUAUAAUAUGCCCCAUUUAUUCACAUUGAUUGACUAGCCAGCUGUUACAAGAGCAGUCAAUCUUUAUUUUGUAUAAGUUUCAUUUCAUCAGAUGAUCUGCACAGAACUCAGAAUAAACCAUCAAUUUUAGGUAUAGGCUAUUUUGUUGUUGGCAUUAUCUUUUAGAUAUAAAAUCAUAGCUAAGGUGAACUGUAGACAAGAAAGUCUUCCUUGAAACAGGGACAAUAUUCAGGUUAUUAUAAAAUAUUUAGGCUUGAAGCAUAGAGCUACUGUAGGAUGAAAAAUCUCUGUAGGACUUUCUGGGGCUUCAGUACCAUUUACACCCACGAUGAAGGGCUUAAAUAGAAAAUAAUGGAAAAUUAAAUAUUACUUUAAGGAAAGCAAAGCUGCACUAAAAUUUUUAAGAGAAAAAAACAAGUAGCCAUUUAUAUUUGUGACCUUGCAUUAUUUUUAAAUGUUGAUUUUAAUAUGGAGCUAGCACACAUAGAUGCGCAGGCACGCACACACAAAACAAGUAAAUGUAACUCCAGGCAUUUGUAAUUUAAUAUAAUAAAUACAAGCAUGUUAGAAAAAUGCUUUAUGUUUUAUUAUUUGUUAGUUAGGGGAAUGAGAAGGAAAACAAAAGCAUUCUCUUAGUUUCAUCACAAUGGCUGCAUGUACAUACUGAGAUUCUAAUUGAGAUUUACUUUGAAAUUUUUCGUUAAAAUAUUCCACCAUAAUCAGUUUUUUUCCUCUUCAACUGAGUGACUCCCUCACUCCUGAAUAUAGUAAUGUAGUUUGAUCAUAGGAUCUCUUUGAAAAACAGGAAGGAGGAUAACAUAAAAAACAACAAAAAACAUUUCACCACCUAAGGUCUGAAGCCACAAAUCUUUAUAUCUCUGAUGAAACAAAGGGGAUAUCAACAGUACUUGAAGAAGAGGAGCAUUUUAUUACUUGCUUAAUUUAUUUAUUGUGAUAACCACAAUUGCAAAAUAAGAACUCAGGAUUUGUUUUAAAAUGUUUCUCUCUAUGGCUCCCAUUUUGUUUUGUGAAUAAUUAUUUAUGAGUUGCAUGCUGACACAAACCUACUCACUGGUUGAAAGCUCCAUUUAAGUGAGUUUCAAGAUCACUUUCAAAGAGAUUGUUAAAUUGCCAUUGUUUUUAAAGCUAAGGUAAAACCAUUUGCUAUGCUACCUUGAACCUAGCUAAGCUUUCCUUUACCUUAGUAAGCCAAUCAGAAGACUACAAUCAAUGAAUAUUUAGCAAAUGUGCUGAAGGGUUUAAUAAGGUUUUGUUGUUCAAUAAAUUUGCAAGGUAGGGUAUUAACAUAUUUUGAUAAAAAAUGGUGCUAGAGUUGGCGCAGAGGUUUAUAUAUUGAUAUGUCUUAGUUACUGGCAUUUGUGUGUGUUUGUUUGCUGUUAUCUUGAUUUCAUGAUUUGUUAGGCAUUUUUUUCUUGAUGCUAGUUAUUUCUUCACUGUACAUUGAGACACAGCACUACUGCACACCAAAGUAUGCAAUACCCAAAGGAAACUGUGUGAUUUCUUCUAACAAAUGAUGGGAGCCUUUCUUUAUGAGAUACUCUGAAAAGGAGAUUUUGAGGCCAUUCUAAUCCCUUGUUUACAUUAUUAGCUUCCUACUAAUAUAAAAAUAAUGGAAAUCUUUUUUGAUAAAAAUAUUAAGACUGGAGGAUUUUUAACCCCUUGUACAGUAUUGCAGCAAACUCUUUAAAUUUGGUUGAAUUCGUCCAGCAAACUUUCUGGGGUUCAUAUAUUGCACUAAAUUUGUUGAACCUGUGGUAGGCACAUCUCUUAGGAUAAAUGCAACCAAUACAGUCCACAGAUUAAACUUUUUAAAUGUGUUUCAUUAUGAAAAGACAAAAUGUCAUCAAAGUGACAGAUAAAAUUGUCUUAUGUAGCAAUGUGCAUUGAUCUCAAUGAGAUAUUUCUAUUAUUCUCUUACAUGAGAAUAUUACAGCAGGAAGAAUUAAGUUUAGUUUGCUUCACCAUGUUAAUACAUGAUCACAAAAUGUGCAUGAGUGUUACUGACUUAUCUUGUACAGUACUAGGAUUCCUGUAACCACUCUUUUUUUUUUCUUCGCUGUAUUGAAACUGGUUCAGUGUUAACCAGGCAAACAUAGUUAUUCACAGGUUAUUUACUUUAUGUUUACUAAUUCUGCUUAGUUAUUGUUGAAUAUGUUCUGUUCCAGAUUAUUUUUAUUGUUUUGAUGUUUAAAACAUUUUGCAUACUGUUUAUCAUAAGACUUCAUGAAGUAAAUAAUUUUGCAUAUAAUUGCAAUAAGCACUGACUUUUGAACUGAAAAGAAGGAAAGUGUUUUUUGUGCAGUGCAUCUGAGGUUCAUAUAAUAGUCUUGUACUAUAAUGUGCUUUACUACACGAUAAAUGACAAAAACAAGCCCUGUUUCAUGUUUCAUUUAGUGCAAAAAGUCAGAUUUCCCCAGUGUUUUGUUGUCUGUUGUACCUGCUGAAACUACAGUAGUUGAAUAUUGCAGUAGCAUUUCAGUUCUCUUUUUUUAUUAAAAGUGCUCAAAAAUUGUUUUUUAAAUGUUUUCAAAAACAAUUAAAAACAUUUUAUAUUAAACUGACUGGAUCUGAAGGUGUUUUAUGGGACAUAUUUUAUAUAGGCAACACAUUUUUUAAACAGACCCAGUGUUAUUCUUCCUUUGAUGUCAUGAACUUUAGGGAGUGAAUAAAAAUCAGCAGAAGGCAGAACAGAGUUGCUGAUCUGCUGUGUGCUAUUAAUCCAGAAGAAUACACAGAUCUUAUUUCACUCAUCAAAACUCUGCUGUUCACUUAGGAUUAUUACCAAUGAAUGGUGCAUGGCACAGAACUUUAUGUUGUCCAAAAAGCCAUCUUUUUCUCUUUCACAUAGUGUUUAUUUUUAAAUGUUAGCCUAUGGAGUACCUAGGUAAGUAUAUUUCUGGAGCUUUGAAUAGAAAAUGAGAAAAAUUUAAAGCAUAGCUGUGUUCAGAAGCAGUAUAGACAUUUCCAAGUACCAGAAAUAACAGACUGAUAAGUGUAAUUUGUAAGCCAGAACCUGGGCUAUCGGUCUGGAAGCAGACCGAAGUAGCCAGAAAUGUCAGCUCCUGCAAAGUAAUGAAACCAGGGUCUUGAAUGGAGUUUCCUUACUCUUGAAACUGAGAAACAACAACCACCAGUGCCUGGGACUGUAAUUUAUAUUGUAGACAGAUCUUGAGUCAAACAGCCUACUCCUCUGUUUACAUAGAUCUUUGUAGAUCUGUGAUAGUUCCACUGUCACCACAGAUCUGGAGCCCUCAGUUUGAACAGGUGGUAGAAGCAAUUACAAAAGGAAAGGAGUGGAGAUUAGGAAGGGAUAGGUAAAGAGCAGGAAGGCUCCCAUGCAAGCUGAGUCUGCAAAUCAAAAUUCAAAAGUACUUGAAGAAAAUGAAACUAAUCCUAAGAAAGGCAAUCACUUGAGAAAAUGAAAGUAAUGAACUACCUAGAUAGUACUAUAAAAUAAGUAUGUUAGGAUCCUCAGUGCUCAAUGACAUGGAAGAGUAAAAUGUCAGAGCAGGCAAACAUAAGAACCAGUGCAUAGAGUCAACCAGUAAGAAAUUCUGGGGGUGAAAAUACUGUAUAACACCUGAGGUGAUUUUGGUUGCAAGUAAUUGAAAACCCAACACUGGCUUAAACCAUAAGGACACUUACUUUUCGCUUAAUAAUGUUGGAGAUAGGAGGUUCAAGGAUUCAUUGAAUGGUUUAUUGUUUACAGGCACUGGAUCCUGUUUUUCUGUGUUUCUGUUCCAUCAUCUUCAGCUUUGCUUUGCUGUGUCUUUUCCCUCAUGGUCACAAGAUGACUGCCACAGCUCAGAUGUUAUACCCUCAUAACAUCCCAAGCAGGAUAGUAAGCAGUUCUCAUAGCCUUUUAUCAGAGAGAAAAAAAGUCUCAGAAUCUUCCAUUAAGCACUCCAUACACACGCUCUAUUAGUCUCAUUGUAUGAGACAAAGGCUCACCCUAAGGCCAAUUACUUAGCUUAGAUCCUUAAUGCGUUACAGGUAAGAGAGGGGCCCAUUUCCUGGAGCAUGUAGUCAUUCAUCUUAAAUGAAUUCCAUCACCUAGGGAAGGUAUUAGGGACUUGCCCUUUGGGAGGCAACCAGUAGCAGUCACUGCAAAAAAUAGCUAGGUAAGAUGUAUAAGAUAUUGUACCCACCUUUAAGGGGCUUACAAUCAUAAAGAGUUAAGUACAUGUUCUUUGUUAAGUGCCAACAAUAUGUAUAAUACACAAUGUAGAAGAAAAGAAUUUGAAAUCUUCUGAACUAAGUAUAAGUUUACUGGUGUUAACUGUUAACUGGUAUCUUGCCUUCCCACUAUGAGCUGAAAAAUCAGGUAUUAUUGAGUAUCAAAUGCAAGUUGCUUCAGCUCCUACAGCAUGAGACCAAACUUUUUAUUUUGUUAAAUCUGAAGUACAGAUUUAUUUUGACAUGCAUUGUUUAAAUGAAUUUUUAAAUAAUUAAAAUUAUAAAUUUAUGGAUGGGAUCACAUCAAUAUUUCACAAUCUGAAAUUUUAAAAAUAUGUAUGCCAGUCCUGUUACUAUAAUCUGCUUAGAAGAACGAACGAAAACAAAAAGACUACAUUUUUCAAGAUUUGAUUUUUAAGAAGUACUUAAUUCUUGGAGAGGAGAAGAUAGUCAUAUAAAUAAAAUGUUAUCAUGAGAGUGAUAUUACUGUGGUAUAUAGAGUAUUUCUUUGCAUUAGACCCAGUGUUAAAUAGUUUGCAUAUAUUCUCAUGUCCUCAUUGUAACAAUUUUUAGCGAAUCUUAUUUUUCAGGUGAGAAAAUUUAAUUCAGAGAUUAACUGGUGGAGGUAACAUAAUAACAGGAAGAGCCAGGAUUAUCUUAAUUUCAAAUCCUACUUCAUUCCAUUAUGCUAUAAAGAUAUGUGUUCACAGUGUACCUACUGCAGUUGUGUGAUCUGGUUGCUGCUUUGAAUUUUUCAUUCUGGUUUUAAAUUUAGAAUUUUGAUUUUUGUGGAGUUCUUUAUUUCUUUUUAACCUCCCAUCCUUACAUGUCAACGAUUCUUUUUCAUUUUUGUUGCUUUUAGAUUUACCUGUAGUUUGUAACUUUCCUCCAAAUUACUUGAAUCCUUUUCCCUCCCUUCUCUCCAUAGAAAUACCCUGAUGUAUUAGGAGAACGAAGAUUUAAUUUUGUUUUCCACACAGCUUUUCAAGCACAUUUCAUAGAGUUAUACUCUAGUCAUAUUUAUAUUUAAAUCACUUAAGAUUUCAUCAAAAUAAAAAUGGGACCUUUUUUAAAGAGAUGAUAAAGUGCCUAAAAUAUGUCAGUCUCUGUACAAGGUGCUAGAGAAGACACCUGCCAUUUUGAAAUUUUGCAAUAUAAUGAAAAAGACACAGUGAAUGUCUUUGCAGGAUUCAAUGAGGUCACUAUAGCAGAGGUGGAUAUUUAUCAGUAGUAUGCAUUCUCCCCUUCUUCCUUACUGUAAAAGUCCUUGAUUUUUAGCUGAGCACACAGCCAUCUGACCAAAAGGCUACAGCUGCCAACUUCCCUUGCAGUUAGGUGGAGACAUUUACCAAGUACUCAAAGAGAUGUAACCAAAAGGUUUGGGUGCUACUUCUUUUGCAGUGUUCUUGUCCUUCCUCUCUGCUGGCUGGAAUGCAAAUGUGAUGGCUAUAACUCAAGCAGCCCUCCUGGACUUCAUGUUAAAGACAUGCUGAGUAUGACUGAGCAACAAGAUACAAGGAGCCCAAGGCCUGAUGACUUUGGGAGGGAAGCUGCCCAAGUAGUCCUGAAUGCUUACCUCUGGAUGUGUUUUACAUGACAGAAAUAAAUUUCUUUCUGGUUUAACUCACA
Chlorocebus sabaeus (green monkey) is the source of this 10861-nucleotide messenger RNA. The record is from RefSeq and is a predicted model, not a curated record. NCBI's taxonomy places the organism in Eukaryota, Metazoa, Chordata, Mammalia, Primates, Cercopithecidae.